Molecule: messenger RNA, 977 nt
Organism: Dichomitus squalens LYAD-421 SS1
Lineage: Eukaryota; Fungi; Basidiomycota; Agaricomycetes; Polyporales; Polyporaceae
Exons: 20
Coding region: 1-921 (306 amino acids)
Source: RefSeq, a predicted model, not a curated record
AUGACUAUCCUGGAUGAGGCCAGCCUUCACUCGAGCGUCGACGACUCCCUGAAAGGGCUGCUCAAGCUGCCCUCGCUCGAUAACACAUAUGGGGCUCUGUUCUUGGGGGCGACAUUCAGUUUCAUGAUAUACGGAUUGAUUGUUCAUCAAACCUACAGAUACUACCGUCUCUAUCCAACCGACCCUCUGACCUUGAAGAUGUUGGUGCUUGCUAUACUAUUGGUGGAAACAUUUCAUUGCAUCCUGCUCAUCAAUUCAUGCUAUUUCCACCUCAUCACGAACUACUUUAACCCCGUCACGCUCCUAGAACAGUCAUGGUCCCUCAAAAUGUUGAUCCCCACAUCCGCCUUGACGACUAUCCUCUGUCAAGGUUUCUACGCACGUCGUAUAUGGCUUGUCGAUCGGCGAUAUCGCAUCAUCGUUGGGUUUGCGGCACUUCCCGCAGUUGUCUUCAUCGGAUUCGCCGCAAGUGCUACCGUGGAAAACGUCCUUCUCCACGGAACCGCAUUCGAACGCUUCACAUGGAUGGUAUCUGCGAUGUUCGGCGCCUCGGUCAUUGUCGAGAUCCUCUUUUCCGGUACCCUAAUCUUCAUUUUGCAUCGCAGUCGCACAGGCUUCAAACGCACCGAUUCCAUGAUCGACCUACUUAUCCUCUAUACCGUGAAUUCUGGCUUACUGGUAAGCGCCAUCGCGGUCCUUGGGCUCAUCUUCCCUGUCAUCUACCCUCAUAACUUCAUCUACAUCGGCAUGAGCAUGGUAGAGACGAAGCUUUACGCGAGCUGCGUACUCACCGCUCUCAACUACCGAAGAACGAUCUGGAACAGGGGGACAGGAGUGGUUGACUUGGACGCUGAACGCGCCGACCUCGUGAACAGAAUCGAGGCAGGGGACAAGAUGCCUGGUUACGUACGAGACUUCUGAGGCAGAAAGACUUGGUUCGCGACGAACUGGACUAUAUUCUCAGCUGGACAACAGAC